AUGCUAGCCAACUUGCUUCUUCAGUCGCUUAUAGUCUAUGCCAUCGCAGGCCAUGCUGCUGUCAUGCACGAAUUCAAGACCUCAAAACCAUGGACCAAAUUAGGACUUAACUCCAGCUCAACACCAUCUUCCUCAAUCAGAGACCCAUCAACUCUCAAGUAUCCGACAAAAUCACCUUUGAGCCUCUUACCGCCUGCAGUCACACCCUUCCUCUCACCCGAGAACUCAGGCAAUCCUGGGCCACAAACCCAACUGCCGGACUCGAGAAGCUCGUAUUCCGCGCCGAUUCGGCCUCGAGAAGAUGAGACACCCCUCGAUCUCUUCCCAAUCGACUGCAACAACCCUUCCUACAAAGAGUACAAGCGCCACCGAGAUGUGCACCACGACGGCGUCGACAAGGGCGUAGAACGAUUCUGCGACUCAGGCCUUGCACACGAUACCAUCACUAUCGUAGAAGAUGUCCAAGAUCACCCCCUUCAUGCCUGGCGAUGGCGCUACAAGGAUAAAUACGGGGUUUACCUGGACUUCAAGGUCAACUGGAAGGUCGGGUGCCGCACCUCCCAAGGUUUCCAAGAUACCCAGCGGCCACUUGGUACCGAUGGACCGUCUUGUGAUGAUAUCAUGUUAGCUAAUUGGAAGCAUUGUCUUCGCCGCAAGUGA
This is a messenger RNA of Colletotrichum acutatum, 660 nucleotides long. RefSeq lists its product as uncharacterized. The record is from RefSeq and is a predicted model, not a curated record. The coding region runs from base 1 to 660 and encodes 219 amino acids. NCBI's taxonomy places the organism in Eukaryota, Fungi, Ascomycota, Sordariomycetes, Glomerellales, Glomerellaceae. The transcript is spliced from 2 exons.